This is a messenger RNA of Myripristis murdjan (pinecone soldierfish), 1901 nucleotides long. RefSeq names its product caspase 9, apoptosis-related cysteine peptidase (gene casp9). The transcript is spliced from 11 exons. The coding region runs from base 124 to 1464 and encodes 446 amino acids. Gene Ontology annotation, biological process: regulation of apoptotic process; proteolysis. Gene Ontology annotation, molecular function: cysteine-type endopeptidase activity. Lineage: Eukaryota; Metazoa; Chordata; Actinopteri; Holocentriformes; Holocentridae. The record is from RefSeq and is a predicted model, not a curated record.
AGGAACUGUCUCGUGCAACCAUCGAAAACAGGGAAGAGACGUGAAAAGGGAAGAAGUAGUACUCUCUCACGUCAAAGUGAGAGGCGAAGUUGAUGUGUUUUCCCCCAGAGCUUCAUUACCACAAUGGAUGAAAGACACAGGAGGAUUCUUCAGACCAACAGGAGCAACCUUGUGGCAGACUUGGACCCCUCAAGCCUCUACGAUGGACUUCUUGAGAAAGGAGUUUUCACCCAAGACAUGAUUGAUAAGAUAAAGAGUAAGAAGACCCGACGUGACCAGGCCAGACGGUUAGUUCAGGACUUGGAGACCCGGGGGACUCGGGCCUUCCCAGUCUUCCUGGAGUGCCUGAGGGACACAGGGCAGCACAGACUGGUGGAGCUCCUGCAGAAUGGAGCACCACCAGUUCAGCCUCAGGCCCCGUUACCCGUCCCGGUGGUUCACCCCCUAGUCCAGCCUCGGCCUCCGUCACCCAAACAAGUUGUACGCCCUGUGAUCCAGCCUCUUCCAAUCUUGGAUGGUGGCAAGAAUGGAAAAGAUAUUGUCCCUGUCCAUCGAACACAAAGCCCCGACUCUACUCCCAGUCCACCACCCGAGAACUUAAGACCAACUCCACCAGGAAGAAAACGGCGUGACAGUAUUCAGAGCUAUAAAAUGGACGCAAACCCAUGUGGACACUGCCUCAUCAUAAACAACGUGGACUUUGAACCCCUAAGUGAGCUGAGCAAUCGCACAGGGUCCAACAUAGACUGUGACAAGCUGGAGAGAAGAUUCAAGGCACUCAACUUCAUUGUUGACGUUAAGACAAACCUGAAAUACAAACAAAUCAGACAUGAGCUGUCGGCUUUAUCCAAGAAAGACCAUUCCCAAUAUGACUGCUGUGUGGUUAUCAUGUUGUCCCAUGGGACUGAGGUGAGCCACAACCGCUUCCCUGGUGCCGUGCACGGCGUGGAUGGACCUGCUGUCCCAGUUCAGCUCAUCACAAACUACCUCAACGGCAGGCACUGCCCAUCCUUACAGGGCAAACCCAAACUUUUCUUCAUCCAGGCCUGUGGAGGAGGUGAAAGGGACACAGGCUUCGAGGUGUCCCCCGAUGAGUCCAGGCCUUCCAUUGGCGGGACAGAUGACCAGACAGAUGCCAUUCCCAUGUCAUCCAGCAGCGACUCUCUGAGCAUGUCUGAUGAAACGGAUGCCAGAGCCACACUGCCCACACCCAGCGACAUUCUGGUGUCCUACUCAACAUUUCCUGGCUAUGUGUCCUGGAGAGACACACAGUCGGGCUCCUGGUAUGUCGAGACUUUGGACCGUAUCCUUGAGGAAAAUGCUGCCACUGACGACUUGGCCACAAUGUUAAUGAUGGUAAACCACGAAGUCUCCCAAAACUCUGCCAAAGGCGUCUACAAGCAAAUGCCUGGCUCCUUUAAUUUUCUCCGCAAACAUCUCUAUUUUCAACCCCAGCCACAGUGACAAAGUUCAGCUGGGCAAUAUUGAGUUUCAUUUUCAGGGAACACUAGGUUAUUUCCGUGCUGCAGGAGCAUGAUUAUUGCUUCAGACAAUGUCUAAGUCAGUUUAGAAUCUGUAUGAAUUUUUCCAGGGAGAUGGGUUAUGUUUUUACUGAAAGCAUUAUGUCUUGCAUUUUCAUUGUUUUUUUUUUUUUCUUACACUGCUGUGUUUUUUUUUUUUUUUUUUUUUUUCAUUUUGAAUCUUUUCUAAACAAAAUGUCAGGGAUAGGUGUCAUAAUGGGAAAGAAAAUGUCAAGAAAAUAUGCAUGUGUUAAAAAGUGUACUUCAUUUUACAUUUUUUUUUUGUCUUUUUUUAAAACAGAUAAAAGUUGUAAACAAUCAAUGUAAUGUCCAAACUGUACUGUGCACAGAUUUUUAAGAAAUACCCUUUGCAAAGUCAAA